Molecule: messenger RNA, 1011 nt
Organism: Penicillium vulpinum
Lineage: Eukaryota; Fungi; Ascomycota; Eurotiomycetes; Eurotiales; Aspergillaceae
Exons: 1
Coding region: 1-1011 (336 amino acids)
Source: RefSeq, a predicted model, not a curated record
AUGCUUAUAGACUACAAUGUCAAAGCAGCGGUAGAGCUAGCAAACGGGUUAGCUCCAAACCUGUCUCAAGUGCAUAUUGUUGAGGAACAAACUGGAGGGAGGCUCGAUCCCGAGGAGCCAGUAGGCCCAGUACUGCAAACUUUCUUUCAAACCCGCAAGGAUGAGCACAUACUACAUGGGGGAAAUCUACAACAUCUCAGCUUAAAUGCAGUCAGCCUUGACUAUUUCAAAGAUUGGCAAAAGCACGAUGCAUUUCUAAGGAUUCGAGUUUUACAACUCUGGGAUGUCUCCGAGAGUGUUCUUACCGAGGCUGUCAGCUGCCAGUUCCCUUUGUUAAAAUCAUUGGCUUUAAGCUUCCCAGGAUGGGAUUCUUAUGACGAAGCAGCGAGUGCUUUUGUUUCCUCUCUUCCUCCAUUGGAAUCAAUCCGGCUGUCCAGCAGCCAAAAGGAACAUACAUUCCAAGCAGCGCUCAGGUACCACGGUAAAUCUCUCACUAUGCUCUCACUUGUCCCACUUGGGUCCGACAUUUACGACGUGGUUCCUUCCUUCACCAAUUGGAUCACCCAAAUCCAACUUCACUGCCUGAAUAUCCGUGAUUUGCAGCUCUCUGUGCACCGAAGAACACUCAAAGAGGAAGGAUCACUUUUCAGGACCAUUGGGGGGAUUCCUCAUCUCACAAAUCUAUCAUUGCGAUUAAUUUGUGGCAACGAGAUAGAAGAGCGAGAUUCCUUUUUGAACUCGCUGGACUAUCCAGCGUCAGAUCCCGAGCUUUCACGGGCGAUGCUUCGGAAUAGCGCGCUUCAUUCCGGUCUCCUAGCACAGGCGAUCUUUUACACUGUCGCCCAGGAAUCCUACUUGCAACGUCUAACCCUAGGUAUCCGGUGCACAUUGUAUCCCAAGCGUGUGGCAGGCUUUCCGAAUUGGUGCUGUUGCAGAUGGAGAUGUCUGCGAACAAGCGGCAAUAAGACCAUUGUGCGAGAGCUUGAGAAAGACGAGGACUGCAAGGAUUGA